Macroventuria anomochaeta is the source of this 1281-nucleotide messenger RNA. RefSeq lists its product as uncharacterized. The record is from RefSeq and is a predicted model, not a curated record. Lineage: Eukaryota; Fungi; Ascomycota; Dothideomycetes; Pleosporales; Didymellaceae. Bases 51 to 1088 code for a protein of 345 amino acids. The transcript has a single exon.
GUCCAAACAAGUAUUCAUGGGCAUUCGAGUUUACGUUCCCGGAAGCCACCAUGCAAUCCUACAAGCGGCUCACACGCGGUGCCCAUUACCUCCGAGAACCACAUCCACUGCCACCUUCCUUCCAACUCAAGACCAGUGUGCCAGGAGGCGCAGCCCAAAUAUGCUACUUCGUUCAAGCACGGCUAGUACUAGGUGGAUCGAAAGGCGUACGGAAGGUGAAGCAAAUGCUAUCGUACCGGCCCACCUCGCGCGAGAACCUACCUCGGGAGCCAAAUCUGACCACCGGCGUCCUCUACGGCCAGAUAUGGAAACCCUCUAGGAGAAGUGAAACUCGGUCGACGGUCGAUAAGGUCUUACGACGGUCAUCAAAUAAGCCGCCAAGCAUUCUACCUACGAUUUUCUACCCAGAGAAGAUCGCACCCGGACAACACAUCCCACUCUCGAUCUCCCUGUUGAACAGUCGGGAUCGUAUGAACGAGGCACAGGUAGAAUGCAUCAUCGACUCACUAUCCGUCACAAUCUCAACAUACUCGACAACAAUGUGUGGCCACACCCUCACACAACCGGAAGACAUUGUCUCAAAACACGUCAACUGCAUCGCAAAGACCAACAUGAAUAAAGUCCUCCCAUUCAACAAAACAGCUCGUUUGACCACCAACUUCAGCCUCGUCAACGACGCCGAAUGCGUACCCACCUUCAAAACGUACACCAUUACAAGGCGGUACAUGAUGGGUGUCACAGUCGGCAUCAAGUUCGAGGGCCAGCAUUUCACGGUGCGCCACAGCACUCCGCUUGAGAUUCUUCCUCGUGCUCCUCGAUCGUCGUUACCUCCGUCUUUCGAGGAAGGUGAGGAGGCAGAACCACUCCCAAUAUACACACCGAGGCAGCCCUCGAGGGAGUUUGCGCCGGAUUACGAGUCCAUUUACGCUCUUUCCCGCACGUCUUCUACCUCGGGAUCCCUUGCACGCUGGACAACUACGGGUUCGAGUAUAGCUUCGGGGAGCUCGACACCGACGACUGAACCUUCUACACCUGCUUCUGAGGUCGACACGCCGGUCUACAUACGUCAAAACGGUAUAAGUACUUGAGAUGCCUAAGGGCGGGAAGAAAAGAAUCAUUGUCCUGCAAUGUGCUACAUUUCAUGCAAGACUACGCUGUGGUGCCAUUUGUCGCUCUGUCAUAGUAUACACAACACGUACUUGGACUCUGAGCGAGGUCGAGGUCGCCGGGCCUUGAACUUCAAGCGAUGAAAGGGGAAGGCAGAGACAUACGAUAGCGGGU